AUGUUAUAUAUAAUUUUCAUAUUUUUUAUAUUUCAUAAUAUAAUACCAGCUGAUUUCAAUAAAUAUGAUAUAAUUAUUAUACCAUUAUUAAAUGUAAAAGGCGCAACAAGAAACAAUAGAGACGAACUAAAUCUAUGGUCCAAUUAUAAGAAAAAUGACGAAGGAGAUUUAAAACUAGACAUACAACCGUAUGACGAAGCUACGGAUCUUGUAGAUAUUGAUAGCUUCGAUUACAACAAAGAUCGCGACAACUUGUACUUUUCAGAAAAAGAUAGUAGUUCUCAAAAAAUAGAUGAAGAUUUUUCAGCAAAUUAUGGUGAGGACAAAAUUGUGGGAGGAUUUGAGGUUGAUAUCAAUCUGUAUCCAUACCAUGCUGCUUAUGGAAGUAAUUGCGGAGGAGCGAUAAUUGACAAAAAAUGGGUUUUAACAGCUGGACACUGCGGAAAGAAACCAUACGUAAGAGUGGGAUCAAAAUACUUGAACCAAGGCCAAAAAGUACCAAUAAGAAGAAACUUCAUCCAUCCAAUGUGGUCGGCAAAGAAUAAGGAACAUCCUUUUGAUUACGACUUUCAACUCUUGGAACUUGCUGCUCCUUUGAAGUUAGACGAAAAUAUACAACCGGUCAAAAUUGCCCGCUUGGAGGAUAUGGUGAUCGGUAAAAUCGUUACAGUUACUGGUUGGGGUAAUACUGAAGAAAAUGGUCCUUAUUCAAAUGUUUUACGUGCGGUUCGAGUGCCAAUUAUAUCGAAAGAAAACUGUCAACUGGUACCGUUUCCAUAUUUCCGUGGAAGCUUGACUUCUAGAAUGUUCUGUGCAGGAUUUUCCGAAGGAAAGAAGGAUGCCUGCCAGGGUGAUUCGGGUGGACCGGCUGUCGCCUAUGAUAGACUUCUAGGUAUGGUAUCAUUUGGUUAUGGAUGCGCUACUCCCGGAUCCUUCGGCGUGUACAGCAAAGUGGCUAAAAUCCGACCUUGGAUAAAAGAAAUAACAGGCAUGGAUUUAGAUUAA
This is a messenger RNA of Vanessa atalanta (red admiral), 1005 nucleotides long. RefSeq names its product trypsin-1-like. NCBI's taxonomy places the organism in Eukaryota, Metazoa, Arthropoda, Insecta, Lepidoptera, Nymphalidae. The transcript is spliced from 5 exons. The coding region runs from base 1 to 1005 and encodes 334 amino acids. The record is from RefSeq and is a predicted model, not a curated record. Gene Ontology annotation, molecular function: serine-type endopeptidase activity. Gene Ontology annotation, biological process: proteolysis.